Messenger RNA from Solea solea (common sole), 6167 nucleotides. It is a transcript of the gene tmem68, whose product is annotated as transmembrane protein 68. The record is from RefSeq and is a predicted model, not a curated record. Gene Ontology annotation, molecular function: acyltransferase activity. The transcript has 9 exons. The coding region runs from base 442 to 1443 and encodes 333 amino acids. Lineage: Eukaryota; Metazoa; Chordata; Actinopteri; Pleuronectiformes; Soleidae. Gene Ontology annotation, cellular component: membrane.
AACAAAACAUGUAUGGGUCUCGGUGUUUCCCCGGACUCUGAAACGCAACACUGGAGUGUGUCGCGCUCAAACCGCUCCGGGGGAAGUUGGUAGCCAGCAGGUUUGUGCGUAUGUUUAUUUGAGGUGAUGCAACAUUAUAUUAAUAGCGGUGCGUUGUUGUAAUGUCUUGGCAGAUGUACUGACUGUGGGACGUGAGGUUUUCUGUGGUUGGUGUCGCUGUCGUUGACAUUUUAUCGUCACGCUCCUUCCCUCAGUUAGCUGGCGCUGUUACUUGGACCCGCUUCCUCUUUCUCAUUAGUCUCUCUCACGUCGUAAAGUCACUCUAGACAUUAAUGAAACCACAGAUAACAUGCGACAACUCUAACAGACCAGACUAGAUGUCGUGACUCUCACCUGUAGACGGCAUCAGGUGCUCUAUCCUGAGCCUGACGGCAGAGCAGGAUGUCAAACACUUGGAACCAGUCCUGUCUGAUGGGAGCAGAGGACACGCUCUCCUUCCUGGUGUGUGUGUUCCAUGCAUUGGAGGAAUGGGCCGGUCUCGGUCAGGUGGAGGACUACCUGAGUGUGUUGGAGUACCUGCUGUGGGUCUUCACUCCUCUGGCUAUUGUCUUCAUCUUGCCAUUUCUCAUCGUCAUCUUGCUUUACCUGUCUAUACUCUUCCUUCACGUCUAUAAGAGGAAGAAUCAGCUGAGGGAAGCUUACUGCAACAACCUGUGGGAUGGAGCCAGGAAGACGCUGGCUACUCUGUGGGACGGACAUGGAGCCAUAUGGCAUGGCUAUGAGAUCCAUGGACUGGAGAAAAUCCCUGAUGAAGGACCAGCACUCAUCGUUUAUUAUCAUGGAGCCAUUCCCAUCGACUACUACUACUUCCUGGCCACUCUUAUCAUCCAGAAGGGGCGGACGUGUCACUCUGUCGCUGACCACUUCCUCUUCAAGAUUCCAGGGUUCAAGUUACUUUUGGAAGUUUUCAGUGUGAUCCAUGGUCCUCAGGAAGAGUGUGUGCGGGCUCUGAGGAAUGGUCACCUGUUGGGCAUUUCUCCAGGAGGAGUGCGGGAGGCCCUGCUCAGCGAUGAGACCUACCCUCUUCUCUGGGGCAAACGCAAAGGCUUUGCCCAAGUUGCCAUUGACUCUCAAGUGCCAGUCAUUCCAAUGUUUACACAGAAUGUGCGGGAAGGCUUCAGGUCUCUGGGAACGCUCAGUUUUUUCCGCUGGCUGUAUGAGAGGUUCCGUCUCCCUGUAGCCCCCAUCUAUGGUGGAUUUCCUGUGAAAUUCCGGACCUUCCUUGGGGAUCCAAUCCCAUAUGACCCCAACAUAAAUGCUGCAGAGCUGUCAGAAAAGGUGCAGCAGGCAGUCCAGUCUCUGAUAAACCAGCACCAGCGGAUCCCAGGAAACAUCCUGAGAGCCUUGUUGGAGAGAUUCCAAUUGAAACCUAAAGGUCAUUAACAUCAGCAGUACAGUGUGUGUCACACCGGCUCAGGGUGUGUGUUCACUGCUUUCUCACCUGCUGAAGUUCUUUUUAAAUGUGUAUUUGUGCUUUACUUUGACUCCCUGACACCUGAUUAUGUCCAGGAUGAAUCCCAACGUUGUGAUAUUUGACUAUGUUACCACUGAAAUAAUAAAUUAAAAGAUAGCUAUUUUUUAUUUUACACAAUCAUAUCCUAUUUUUUUGUUUUUUUGACAUGAUGUGAUUGGUCAUAGCCAUUCUCAGUCAUUACAUCUAUUUAUUGAAAAGUGUUAGACACACUUGCUGAGAAUCUUAAUGUGGAUUAGUCAUUUAGUUGUUUCCAUCACUGUCCAUGUUUGUGAAGUGUGGUGCCUGUGCACACUGUUGCAUAUAACUGUAAACUGUUGGAGCACUUUGAAUGUACACAUCUUCAGUUUCACUUAAUGCCCAGCAAACAGUGGUUGGUACACACACACACACACACACACACACUGGUGUCCGGCUGCAGGUUAGACCGGUGUCUAUCCAGGCAGAGUGGAAAGUGAUGAAUGUUACCACGGUAACGUGGAGGAGACUGACCUCAGGUUACAGCAGGACAGUAACAGGAUGUAGAUGAGAUUAACUUCAGUUUUUUCCUAUAAUGUAUUUAUUGUAUGGAUAAAUGAAGGAUUUUCAGGUCUUUACUUGAAAUUGUAAUUUCUUCAAAUGGAUUCUGGUGUGGUUAAUGUUAGUUCUUUGAGUGUGACAUUUGUGUAAGUAAAGACAAUUGUGAGGAGUGAUCAGACAAUACAUGAUAUUAUCGUGAUGAAAAGCACUUACAAUAAGUCAACCACAAUGAAAGAAAAAAAAAACAUACAGUACUUGUGAUUUAUUUGUUCAUGUGCUAUUGUCCCAUGCCUAGUAUGAGGUUCUGACAAUGAGUCCAACAGUAAAGCUGAUACUAAGUUUUCUUACUAUCGUUUGUGAAGACACAAAUAGUGUUGUAUAAAAUGACAAAAUAUUCUUCCACACAUUCUAAUGCAGUGCCCUCCUAUAGUAUUGGAACAGUGAGGCCGAUUCCUUUAUUUUUGCCAUAGACUAAAAACAUUUGGGUUUGACAUCAAAAGAUGAAUAUGAGCUUUUUCAGCUUUUACUUCCAGGUAUUUACGUCUGAUCUGAUACACAACAUAGAAGAUGGCACCUUUAGUUUGAACCCACCCAUUUGUCAUGUGAGCAAAAGUAUUGGAACAUGUGACUGACAGGUGUGUUGUGUUGCCCAGGUGUGUCAUAUUACAUUCUUUAUUCAAACAAUAAAUAGCACUGAAUGUCUACGCUCAGUAUCAGAUCGGGUAGGACAUGUUUUGCAUGCAGACUGCAUUUAAAAGUGGAACCAACAUGAAAACCAAAGAGCUGUCUACGGGUGAAAAACAAGAGAGAAGAUGGGAAAUCGAUCAGAGACCAGCCAAAUAUUAGCCAUAGCCAGUACAAGCAUUUGGAAUGUCCUGAAGAAGAAAGAAACCACUGGUGUACUAAGCAACACAUGUCCAACAGGUAGACCAAGGAAAACCUCAGAAACAUUGUGAGAGCUGUAAAGAAAGAGCCUAAAACAACUGUUAGUGACAUCAGCAACAACCUCCAGAGAGCAGGAGUGAAGGUAUCACAGAAGACUUCAUGAACAAACACACAGAGGCUACACCAGAAGAUACAAACUACUCAUUAGCAUGAAGAAUAGGAAGACCAGGCUGGAAUUUGCCAAAAAGUACAGAGACGAGCCUCAAACAUUCUGGGACAAAGUUUUAUGGACUGAUGAGACAAAGAUGAACUUUUACCAAAGUGAUGGAAAGACUCCCAAACAGUCAAGCUCAUCUGUGAAACACGGUGGAGGUCAUGUCAUGAUGGCUUCUUCUGAGAUGGGCUCAUUCAUCUUCAUUGAUGAUGUAACACAUGAUGGCAGCAGCAACAUGAACUCAGAAGUCUACAGAAACAUUUGUCUGCCAAUUUAAAGAUGAGUGGGAGAUCCUUCACCAUGCAGCGAGAUAACGACACACACACCAAGGAGUUCAUCACAAGGUCUUAGACUGGCCAAGUCACUGUCCACACUUAAGCCCUAUAGAGCUGCAUCUGACCUGCUAAAGAGGAGACUGAAGGGAAUACAGCCCCAAAACAAACAACAACUGAAAGAGGCUGCAGUGAAAGCCUGGAAGAGCAUCACGGCAGAAGAAUGCAAAGGUUUGGUGAUGUCAGUGAGUCACAGGCUUGAUGCACUUAUUGAAAUCUAAGGAUUUGCAACUAAAUAUUAAGUCUUAUUCACUUUAAUCCUUUUUAAGUCUGUCUGUUCCAAUACUUUUGCUCACAUGAAAAAUGUUGCGAUCCAUUACAAAUAAUGCCAUCUUCUAUAUUGUGUCAGAUCAGAUGUAAAUACCUGGAAGUAAAAGAUGAAAUAUUCAUCUCGUGUCUCAUAUUCUUCUUUUGAUGUCAACGCCCAAAUGUGUUCAUUCUACGGCAGAAAUAAAGGAGUUGGCCUCACUGUUCCUAUACGACAGGAGGGCACUGUAUAAAUCAGCUCCUUGACUUACAGUCAGUUGUUAAGGGGAAACUUGGACUUUGUAAGGUAACGUUUACCAACAUUUACAACGUGGCCUAAAAGAAAGAAGGCAUGGUGAGGAGACAAUAUUCAGACUUAGACGCCUGACUGUGACCGUACAUGUUUAGUAUAUUUAAUUACCCUUAGAAUGAACCAAAUCACUAAAUCCAUGCUUUAGACAUGAUGAAUUCUAGUCUUUCAGUUGCAUAUGUUGCACUAAAAUAAGUUAUUAAACAUGAGACAACAUAAACAUUUCCCCUCAGGGUUAUCCAGACCAAAAUAAUGACUGAAAAAACAGAAGCAUUACAGAUGGGAUCAAAUAAUUCAUGUUAUUGGAUCAUAAUAACAAUAAUAAUAAGUCAUGAGGAAAGAUGCAGCACCCCAUUGUGGCACAUUUAAAAAAGAAUGUAUGUGUUUUUUAUCACUGUACUCAAACAAAAUGUUGUAUGUCAGAUGGUAGUGAUGAUGAUAAUGAUGCUGCUACUCACAACUGUCUUAAAACCAAAAUCACUUGCUUGAACAUGGCUGUUAAUUAUGGACUCGAAGGAAACACUGUGUGUUUGUUCCUCAGGGUUUUUUUAUCUUCUUGUUUUAGAAUAACAUCAGAAACUCGUCUGUCUGUGAGUUUCCAGCUUCUCAACUGAUGGUGGAGUAGUGGUUACCUCACAGUGAGAAGCUUUGCAUGAUCCUCCUCUGUGUGCAUGUGGCCUUCCUCCCGUCUCCUCCCACAUGCAGAGGUGAACUCUAAAGUGAUUAUUGGUCUUUGUGUGUUUGCCAUGUGAUGGACUCAUGACUUCUCCAGGGUGUGGACACCAUGUGGCCCUCGUGUGGUGGAUACAGCAAUAGAUGAUGAAUGUAUGAAUGGCCGUUGCCAUGAUGCUUGUCAGUAAUGACCAGAAAUGGUCAAGUGUGUUUACUUGGUUCUGACCUGAAGGACAUGUUCAUUUGCUGAUUCAUGCAUUUGUUUUGUUUUUUCUCAGACAAAAAACUUUUUUUUAACUUUAAAAAAAUGUAUGUAGUCCCAUUUUUUGGCAUUAAUGCCAAUGUUGCUUACUCCCAUCUUUAAUAUUCAGAUAUUGUGUAAGAAGUACGAGAAAUCAGUCUAAAGUGAUCUGACAGUGACUUUCGGUACUGUAUCACUGUAAAGCCGAGGUUUCAAACUCACAGCCUGUGAUUAUUAUUACCAUUAUUAUUAUUUUCAUCAUCAUCAUUAAUAUUAUUAUUGUUAUUAUUAUUAUUAUUAUUAUUAUUAUUAUAAUAAUAAUAAUAAUAACAACAAUAAUAAUAAUAGUAACAAAGCUUAAAUGAAUCACAGUUUGAAAUGUAUUCAACAUAAAAUGAUACAUAUAUUAGGGCUGUCAACCGAUUAAAAAAAAAAGAACUAAUUAAUCGCACAAUUUUCUGUAAUUCACGAAAAUAAACCUGAAGCUUAUUACAGAAAUGUAUUUAUAUAAAAUCAUGAAAUGAAUGUAGAAUCAACCAAAAAAAGUAUAUUUAAAUUAAUUUCUUUAAUUAGUGGACACUGAAAGAGACAAACACACACACACAAGUCAGGGAGGGCAAGAGAGAAAACACAAACUCACACAGAGAGAAAGACGGAGAGAUAAACAGCACGUGCACACACACACACACACACUUUAGUUUUAUAUACAUAUAUGUGUAUAUAUAUUUUUUAUACAGUACUGUGCAGAAAUCUUAGGCCACCAUUAGAUUUGUUGUUUUAGCAAUGCUAUAACGACAAUAGAGGAUCAUUAUUUCUAUUCCCCUUUACUGGAACACUUCCAGAAAAUAUGUAUGCAGUUUUUUGUUUUACAAAAACAAACAAAAAAACAUCCUCUACAGGUGUCAGGUAUUUAGAGUGAUCUACCCUUACACUUGAACAAUAACACAGCUCUGUUAAUACUGGAGUGGAACCUUAAUUAAUGUUACUGGUAAAUCCUGUUUUUGUUCUAUUAUUUCAUUUAAAGAAAUAUCUGCUGUAAAAGACGUCUAUUACGGCAGGUUUAUUCAAGACAUAAUUGAGCAUGACAUACAAAUGUUGCAUGAGUUCAACUCAUUGACGGCUCGCUAAUAUAUAAGACCAGCUUUAAGUCACAUCACUUCAUUCCAAAUUCCAGUGUUCCUGUUGCACAGUACUGUAUAUAUAUAUAUAUAUAUAUA